GCCCUCUGGGCUAUAUUUGCAGUUCCGCGGACGGAGACAAAAGACAACAAAAAUAGUGCAAAAAAUGGCAGAUGUGAGAAAACAGCUGGAAAUUAAGCAAGCAGCCGAGUACAACUGUGAGGAAUUGAAGCGAAAGUUUAAAGAUGUGCUGGAGUUCCAGCGGCAGAUGAAGGAAACGGAGAAAUUGGUGAAAACGGGCAGUUCAGAUUCGGUGGAAAAUAAGGACAUCAAAGUGCCAGUGCGCAGCCAGUUGAGGGUGAUGCCAACGGAGGAUGAUGAUGCAAAAGAUCCCCACACUCUUGCCAAUGGGAUGAAAGAGAAGGGGAACAAAUGUGUCAAAUUGGAGCAAUACGAGGAAGCUCUUUCUCACUAUACAGCUGCCAUUGAGACCUUUCCGGAUGACCCUAUUUACUAUACAAAUCGUGCUCUGUGCAAUCUCAAGCUCGAUCGUCAGAAUAGGGCUAUCGAGGACUGCAAUAUUGCUAUUUCGCUGGACAGGAAAUAUGUGAAGGCUUUCUAUCGGCGGAUGCAGGCUAAUGAGUCACUGGGAAACUGGGAAGCAGCUGUGAGGGAUUGUGAGACAGUGAUGAGACUGGAUCCAUCGAUACAUUCACUUAGUCGGCAGCUGAGUGAUUUUAAGAAACGCCUGAUGAAAGAAAGGAAUCAUACGUCACGCGAUGAGAUCAACAAUAACAGGAAGCGCGAGGAAUCAUGGAGUGGAGUUCCUGGUAAGCCAUGGAGUAGACUCGACAGGGAGGCUAAGGAAGUGGACUUUGUGGAAAAGAAACCCCAUCUCAGAUCAAAGAAACCGCUGAAGAGGAUUGAAAUUGUUGAGAAUCAUACGCGGCCUGAGCCAAUUCCUGAUCACAUUGUCGAUAAGCUCUUCAAUAACUUCACCGGUGAGUACAGUGCUUCCUCCUCCUCUUCCCCUCCUUCAGCCUUCGAUUAUGGCCUCCCGGUGAUGGCCUUGCCUUUUGCGCCGCGUCCGUCCACGAGUCAGGAAGUGGAGGAUGAUGUGUUUGAUCAUUUGGCCAAGUACAAUGAGCAGAAGAAAGCUAAAGAGAGUCCUCCUCCGAGGCAAGAAAUUGCCCCUGAAUUGCCACCAAAGACCAAAAAAGUUGAACUUCCAACGCAGGAAGAUUCAGCAGAAGCUGAGCUGGAGCAAGCAGUUCCAGAAGUUCCAGCGACAAAUAUCCAGUUCUGCAGCACCUGGAAGGAUCUCACGGAGAAGACACGAUGUGGGUAUUUGGAGGCAAUUGUGGGGGCAAAUAGUGGUGUUAUAAAGGCUCUGGGACCCCUCCUGGACAGUGUUCUGCUAUCUCAAUUGCUAGCCACGAUGCAGAGGCACUUUGUGCAGAAGGAACUACCAGUACACAGUAUUCUCGAUGCUCUGGCCACAAAUAGCGAAAUCAAUAUUCUGUCCAUGUUCAUGUCCACGUCAGAUCGAAAGGCAAUGGAGGAGUUGGUUGGGUACAUGGGCAGAACAGAGGUGGACAAAAAUAUCAUCGUGUCCAUCCAGAAGGCCUUCAAUAUUGCUCAGUAGAUCAAAAAUUUAAAAAAAAAGACAGAAAUUGAGAAUCACCAUCCAGUAAUUUCAAGUCUUCUCUCUUUUAGAAUCCUAAGUGUUACCUUCUUAGUUUUCC
This is a messenger RNA of Phlebotomus papatasi, 1643 nucleotides long. It is a transcript of the gene spag, whose product is annotated as RNA polymerase II-associated protein 3. The transcript has 3 exons. The record is from RefSeq and is a predicted model, not a curated record. Lineage: Eukaryota; Metazoa; Arthropoda; Insecta; Diptera; Psychodidae. Gene Ontology annotation, molecular function: protein binding. The coding region runs from base 65 to 1543 and encodes 492 amino acids.